Argentina anserina (silverweed cinquefoil) is the source of this 3643-nucleotide messenger RNA. Its product is annotated as U-box domain-containing protein 33. Gene Ontology annotation, biological process: protein ubiquitination; protein phosphorylation. The record is from RefSeq and is a predicted model, not a curated record. The transcript is spliced from 9 exons. Bases 686 to 3358 code for a protein of 890 amino acids. Gene Ontology annotation, molecular function: ATP binding; ubiquitin-protein transferase activity; protein kinase activity. NCBI's taxonomy places the organism in Eukaryota, Viridiplantae, Streptophyta, Magnoliopsida, Rosales, Rosaceae.
UGAAUUUAUGAAUCAGUCUACUUGUACCAAACUACCAACUUAUAUUAACAAGAGUCUGUGAGUUGAACAAUCAUUGGAGCUCAAUUUAAGCAAUCUCUUUUAGACUAUCCAAUCACAUCAACUAGAGCCCUGAAGCCCCAUUCAUUUCUGUGUUCUUCCCAUCAUGAUUUUGUAAGGCAUAGCCUUCUCAAAACACAGAGAGAGAGAGAGAGAGAGAGAGAGAGAGAGAGAGAGAGAGAGAGAGAGAGAGAGAGAGAGAGAGAGAGAGAGAGAGAGAGAGAUGUGUUUCGGGGUGAGGGAUUGUUGUGGAUUUCGUUAAAUUCGAGGAGGUUUAGAGGGAAAAAGCUGACCUGGGUUGUGUGAAAUUUUGAAACUUCUUUUGCUUCUUGAAGAAUUGGGUUAUUGGAAUUGGAGAGUGAGUUGAAUUGGGUUGAGUUGUCUUGUGUUUUUGAUAUCCAGGUUUAAGUGUGUUUUUGCAGUUGGAGAGUGAGUUCAAUUGGGUUGACUGUGUUUCUGAUGGCUUCUGUAGUUGAGGAUCAAAAGGGAAUUGGGUUUGUGGUUUUUAGUUUGAGAGAGUGAAAGUUGUUUGGGGUUUUGGGGAACAUAGAAUUUUUGAGAAACAAAGUUUGCAUCUUUUUUCUGGCUUGAGGUUUUGAUCAAUUCGGAUUUUGAAAUUUGUUUUGUGAUGGCUGUUGUGAGGUCUGUUCCUGCAAUGAUGCGACCGGCUGAGCCAAUAAGGUAUCCUGAUACUUCAGAUAUGGCUAGUUUUGGAGAGAUUGUGGUGGAGCCUGUGGCUCGGGUGAUCCAAGAUAUGAUAUAUGUGACAGUGGGGACUUCUGUGAAGGAGAGCAAGUCGAAUCUGAUUUGGACAUUGCAGAACUCAGGAGGGAAGAGGGUUUGCAUAAUUCAUGUUCAUCAGCCUGCAAUGAUGAUUCCAAUGAUGGGAACUAAGUUUCCAGCAAGCCAAAUGAAGGAUCAGGAAGUCAGAGCAUUUCGUGAAAUCGAAAGGCAAAACAUGCAAAAGAUCCUAGAAGAUUACCUUCGUAUAUGUCGUCAAAUGGGGGUUCGAGCAGAAAAAUUACAUAUUGAAAUGGACUGUAUUGAGAAGGGAAUAGUGGAACUCAUCUCUCAACACGGGAUCAGGAAGCUAGUUAUGGGAGCAGCAGCAGACAAGUCCCAUUCAAGCAGGAAAAUGACGGACCUCAAGUCUAAGAAAGCCAUAUACGUGCGUGAGCAUGCACCUAUUUUCUGUCACAUACAAUUUGUUUGCAAGGGGCACCUUAUACACACCAGGGAAGCAAAUUUAGAUGCAAUUGAUACGCAAGUUGCAUUGCCACCGCCAAGGCCAAGCCCCGAUUCUGAACCAUCACGACUUCAUUUGAGAUCAAGAUCAUCUGUGACAUUUGGGCAGAAUAAUCGACUGCCACUCAGCAACCCAGCUCAAGAUUUGUUCCGUCGGGUAAGAUCGUCAAAAACUGACAAAUAUGGAGGAAGCACAUCAGAUGUUACAGAAGGGAUUUCAACUCCUUCAAGCAGUAGGUUGGAAGCAGACGGGAUUGUUGAUGAAUGGGAUCGCCUGUCAAGGAGUGCUUCUGGAUAUUCAUCAUGCUCUUCUUCUGCAUUGGGUGAUUUACCUUUGAUACAGUUUGAGAGGAUUGAGGGAAGUGAAAAUGGUUCAGGAAACUCGAUUGCACUUACUCAUCUCAAAGAUCUUAAUCGUUCAUCCCCUCCCAGUGUAUUGCAGGAUGGAAAUGUAGACGAUACUCUUUAUGAUCAUCUUGACCAAGCAAUGGCAGAGGCUGAAAAUGCAAAGCGAGAAGCAUUUGAAGAGGCUAUUAGGCGUGGGAAAGCAGAAAAAGAUGCUAUAGAUGCUAUACGAAGGGCUAAGGCAUCAGAGUUCUUAUACAAUGAGGAGUUGAAACAAAGAAAAGAAAUUGAGGACACAGUAGCAAGAGAAAGAGAAGAACUUGAAAAGAUGAAAAGGCAACGAGAUGAAGUCAUGGAAGAAUUAAGUGCCGCCUUAGAACAAAAAUCACAACUCGAGAGCCAAAUUAUUGAGUCUGAUCGGAUAGUCCAGAGCUUGGAGCAGAAGAUCAUUUCUGCUGUGGAUCUCUUACAAAGUUACAAAAGAGAACGGGAUGAGUUGCAUGUAGAGCGUGAUAAUGCUCUUAGAGAAGCGGAGGAGCUAAGGAUACAACAAGGAGAGGCCUCAAGCGCACAUGUGCCACAGUUCUUUUCUGAUUUUUCAUUUUCUGAGAUCGAGGAAGCUAGUCAAAACUUUGAUCCUUCAGCUAAGAUUGGAGAAGGUGGUUUUGGAAGCAUUUUUAAAGGUUUCCUUCGUCACACUGAGGUGGCUAUAAAAAUGCUAAAUGCUCAUAGUUUGCAAGGCCCCUCUGAAUUCCAGCAAGAGGUAGAUAUACUAAGUAAACUGAGGCACACCAAUCUUGUCACACUUAUUGGUGCCUGCCCUGAAGCUUGGACUCUGAUCUACGAGUAUCUACCAAAUGGAAGCCUUGAAGAUCGGCUAAACUGCAAGGGCAAUACACCUCCAUUAUCAUGGCAAGCUCGAAUUCGUAUUGCUACUGAGUUGUGCUCUGUCCUAAUAUUUCUACACUCCAGUAAACCACACAGCAUUGUACAUGGUGAUUUGAAACCUUCCAAUAUUCUCCUUGAUGCCAACUUUGUCUGCAAGCUUAGUGACUUUGGUAUCAGUCGGCUAUUGGCUCGUGGCCAAGGUUCAAGCAACAAUACAACACUAUUUUGCAGGACUGAUCCGAAAGGAACUUUUGCCUACAUGGAUCCGGAGUUCCUUUCAUCGGGAGAACUUACACCAAAGUCAGAUGUGUACUCAUUUGGAAUUAUACUCUUACGGUUGCUAACCGGAAGACCACCUUUGGGAAUAACAAAGGAAGUACAGUAUGCAUUAGAUUCUGGGAAGCUGGAAACCCUCUUGGAUCCUUUAGCUGGAGACUGGCCAUUUGUACAGGCUGAACAGGUAGCUCGCUUGGCAUUGAGGUGUUGUGAGAUGAGCCGGAAGUGCAGGGCAGACCUCGUGUCAGAUGUUUGGAGGGUACUCGAACCAAUGAGGGCUUCAUGUGGCUCCUCCUCAUCCUUCCGGCUGGGUACUGAAGAGCAUUUCCAACCUCCCUCAUAUUUUAUUUGUCCCAUUUUCCAGGAAGUCAUGCAAGAUCCGCAUGUUGCAGCAGAUGGUUUCACUUAUGAAGCAGAAGCUCUGCGAGGAUGGAUGGACAGUGGCCACGAAACUUCACCUAUGACAAACCUUAAGCUUGAACACAAGAAUCUCGUCCCCAACCAUGCUCUUCGCUCUGCAAUUCAGGAGUGGCUGCAACAGCACUGAUAAUCUGGUUCUUCAUCAUAGGCAUAUAUAAAGAUAUACCUGCAUACAUACACGAGUAAACGUUUAUUAGAUCAAUAUAAUCACUGUUUCAGACCAAUCGAGAAAAUUCUUACUCCAUUCAUUCUUGGAGCAUAUGGCCAUACGGACGAAUGCGUUUACAUAAUACCUCAUUUGUACGUAAUACCUACUUACAUAUAUCAAAUGUAGACAGGCGUUACAUUGCUUAAUCAUGCACGUUUGAGAUUUAUAAUUGAAAUAUACUGUGAUAUUAUCAUUUCCUCUUCG